Filobasidium floriforme is the source of this 1497-nucleotide messenger RNA. RefSeq names its product complex I intermediate-associated protein 30-domain-containing protein. Gene Ontology annotation, biological process: mitochondrial electron transport, NADH to ubiquinone; mitochondrial respiratory chain complex I assembly. The transcript is spliced from 4 exons. Bases 32 to 1123 code for a protein of 363 amino acids. Lineage: Eukaryota; Fungi; Basidiomycota; Tremellomycetes; Filobasidiales; Filobasidiaceae. Gene Ontology annotation, cellular component: mitochondrion. The record is from RefSeq and is a predicted model, not a curated record.
GCGUUGUGUGUCGGCGAUCUUCAGCGCGAGGAUGACGAUUUCGGCCUGGACGGUCGUCAGACCGAGGGGCGACCUUGGCAUGCUUGUCAAACUGGAACGUCGUUGUCUCCAAGACUCUGCCCUCAAUUAUCGGGAAUUGAUAUCAACACCACUCAAAGCUUAUUCAAGGAUGACGUCCCCGUUCAGAGCAUACUUUGAACGAUCCAUACAGGUCCUGAAACAAAACUCGGCCAAAGUACUGAGCGCAAACCCUUCGCCGAACCUGCAACAGGGGCACCUAGUAUACUCGCUCUCGGCCUCUCAGAAUCCCAACCUGAACAUCAAAGACUACGCGACAGGGUGCGAUGGUGAUAUCGGCGGUCUGAGCACAUGUACCCUGGAUCUGGAUGAGAACGGGGAUGGCAGGUUUUGGGGCGAGAUGAAGUUGGGUGUCAAGCGAGAAUACGAGGGAAAGGUCAGGGGAGGUUAUGCUGGAUUCAGGAACAAGAACCUGCCUACCAUGUUCGGUGCUCUUCACCAUGACUUGUCUCUUUAUACCCACCUCGCCAUCACCCUCCGGCCGUCCGGUGAACCGGCCACCCUACGUCAUUGGUUCAUCAACAUCCAGACCGACGGACCCGUGCGGUCAGACCUGUUUCAACACCGACUCCCCCUCUCCCCUUCCCAGUUGGUCGCUGGCAAAGGCUACAACCAAUGGCAGACUGUACAUGUCCCGCUGAACGGGUUCGUACUGACAAACUCGGGUGCCCUCAGUGACACGCAGAUCCCGAUGAUGAAGAACAAGAUCCGGACGGUCGGGUUCAGUAUCCUUGGAGGAGGUCGAGAGCCAGGUAGUCCGUCUGCCGGUCUACAAGGAGGAGGAGGAAAGAGGGCUUCAUACCCUGGUACCGGGGAUAGCGAGCUGGACAUGAUCGAAGAUGACCUGACACUUCGAGCCAAGGAGACUAGGGAUCAGGAAGAGGACUUGCGGCCCCAGGGUUUACGACCGGGUGAGGAGGCUUCGGAGGAGGGUGAACAUGCCGCUGCUGCCUUGGGCGGGAUCGAAGGGAGGUUUGAACUGGGGAUCAAGGAGGUACGGGCUGUCAAUCUCGACAACGAGGCGCCGGAAGAAUCAGUGUGGUGAACCAGUGGCCAUGAUCCUGAUGGCAAGAGGGAAGGAGAGAAUUGUGAUGAUACCGAUGAGACAGAUAGUCGAGGUCCCGAAUCCCUUGAUUGCGAUUCUGCUUCGAAAUUUGAAAUCCCUCCUAUUGCAAAUCAACCAACGUAAGCAAUCACCUUGCUCGUCGGUGGUGAUUGGAGACGUCAGAUUGCCGUCAUUAAUGUUGUUGAUGCUGUGAGAGCUGAUGUAGCUACGUCUCGUGAAUCGAACUACAUUUCUGCCUGAACUCGCGUUGACGCGACGCGUCUGAUCGGGGGAUGCUCGUCAUCUUCGCAUCUUGGUAGCUUGGUAUCUCAUUCGCCUCGGUGACGUUCUUGCCAACUAUCGUUCAAGACGAG